AUGGUCCACCCCAACACCACCUGCUGCAAGACCUCUGGAGACAGUGGUUGUGUCUGCGCUGCCCAGGCGAAGUGCUCCUGCGGCAAGGAAAACGCCCUCCACUGUUCCUGCAAUAAAGCUUCGACUGAGAACGCUGUUUCCGGCGCGAGAUGUUCGUGCAGAUCCCGCCCCGUUGGUCAAUGUACCUGUGAACGAUCGACGAGCGAAAACCAGCCGUUCAGUGGUUCCAGCUGCCCGUGCGGAGCCAGGCCCGAGGCAUCGUGUACUUGCGAGAGAGCGGAUGCGGUCGAGUCGGCUAUUGAGACCGACUUCACCUCGUUUGGACGGUGA
Molecule: messenger RNA, 330 nt
Organism: Aspergillus chevalieri
Lineage: Eukaryota; Fungi; Ascomycota; Eurotiomycetes; Eurotiales; Aspergillaceae
Product: putative copper resistance protein Crd2
Exons: 2
Coding region: 1-330 (109 amino acids)
Source: RefSeq, a predicted model, not a curated record